This is a messenger RNA of Asparagus officinalis (garden asparagus), 3008 nucleotides long. Its product is annotated as elongation factor 2-like. The coding region runs from base 156 to 2687 and encodes 843 amino acids. The record is from RefSeq and is a predicted model, not a curated record. Gene Ontology annotation, molecular function: GTPase activity; translation elongation factor activity; GTP binding. Gene Ontology annotation, biological process: translational elongation. Gene Ontology annotation, cellular component: cytosol; ribonucleoprotein complex. The transcript is spliced from 3 exons. NCBI's taxonomy places the organism in Eukaryota, Viridiplantae, Streptophyta, Magnoliopsida, Asparagales, Asparagaceae.
AUCCCCUAUCCUCAGAUUCCUAUAAAUACAGCUGCGACCAGUGGAGAGAGAAAGAGAGAGAGAGCUAGGGUUUUUGGGAGUCUCUGCUUGCGGCUCUCUCUUCAUUUUUAGUAUACAUUUGCUAGGUGUUCCAGCUGUCUUUAUAAGCCGUCAAGAUGGUGAAGUUUACAGUUGAAGAGCUCCGUCGGAUUAUGGACCUGAAACACAAUAUUCGUAAUAUGUCUGUCAUUGCUCAUGUAGAUCACGGGAAAUCUACACUUACCGAUUCUCUUGUGGCCGCUGCUGGAAUCAUUGCACAGGAAGUUGCUGGAGAUGUUAGGAUGACUGAUACUCGUGCUGACGAGGCUGAGCGUGGUAUAACCAUUAAGUCAACUGGGAUUUCACUUUACUAUGAGAUGACUGACGCAUCUCUGAAAGCCUACAAGGGUGAGAGAUCAGGAAACGAGUAUCUUAUCAAUCUCAUUGAUUCACCUGGGCACGUUGAUUUCUCAUCUGAGGUCACUGCGGCUUUGCGUAUUACUGAUGGUGCUUUAGUUGUCGUCGAUUGCAUCGAGGGUGUUUGUGUUCAGACUGAAACUGUCCUUCGACAGGCCUUGGGAGAAAGAAUCAGGCCUGUCUUGACUGUUAACAAGAUGGACCGAUGCUUCUUGGAGCUUCAAGUUGAUGGUGAAGAAGCCUACCAGACCUUCCAGCGUGUUAUUGAGAACGCAAAUGUUAUCAUGGCUACUUACGAAGAUGCCCUUCUCGGUGAUGUCCAAGUAUACCCGGAGAAAGGUACUGUUGCUUUCUCAGCAGGAUUGCACGGUUGGGCUUUCACCUUGACCAACUUUGCUAAAAUGUAUGCUUCCAAAUUUGGAGUUGAUGAAUCUAAAAUGAUGGAGAGGCUUUGGGGUGAAAAUUACUUUGACCCAGCUACCAAGAAAUGGACCAGCAAGAACACCGGCAGUGCUACCUGCAAACGUGGUUUUGUUCAGUUCUGUUAUGAACCUAUUAAGCAGAUUAUCAACACUUGCAUGAAUGACCAGAAGGACAAACUCUGGCCAAUGUUGACUAAGCUCGGUGUGACCAUGAAGUCAGAUGAGAAGGAUCUGAUGGGUAAAGCUCUGAUGAAGAGGGUGAUGCAGACCUGGCUACCAGCGAGCAGCGCUCUACUUGAGAUGAUGAUAUUUCACCUCCCAUCUCCUGCCACAGCACAGAAAUAUCGUGUGGAGAAUUUGUAUGAAGGUCCUCUGGAUGACGUUUAUGCAAAUGCUAUCAGAAACUGUGACCCAGAAGGCCCUCUCAUGCUUUAUGUUUCUAAGAUGAUUCCGGCAUCUGACAAAGGUCGAUUCUUUGCAUUUGGACGAGUCUUUGCAGGAAAGGUGUCUACUGGCUUGAAGGUUCGUAUCAUGGGACCCAACUUUGUCCCUGGUCAGAAGAAAGACUUGUACGUGAAGAGUGUCCAGAGAACUGUUAUAUGGAUGGGUAAGAAGCAGGAGUCUGUGGAGGAUGUUCCAUGUGGUAACACUGUCGCUAUGGUUGGAUUGGACCAGUUUAUCACUAAGAAUGCUACUCUAACAAAUGAGAAAGAAGUGGAUGCCCACCCAAUCAGAGCCAUGAAGUUUUCUGUUUCUCCAGUCGUGCGUGUCGCAGUACAGUGCAAGGUGGCAUCUGACCUUCCCAAGCUUGUGGAAGGUUUGAAAAGGUUGGCCAAAUCAGACCCUAUGGUUGUGUGCACAAUCGAGGAGUCUGGUGAGCACAUUAUUGCCGGUGCUGGUGAGCUCCAUCUCGAGAUUUGCUUGAAAGAUUUGCAGGAGGAUUUCAUGGGAGGUGCAGAAAUUCAUGUGUCAGACCCUGUCGUUUCCUUCCGUGAAACCGUUCUUGAAAAGUCAUGUCGUACUGUGAUGAGCAAGUCGCCAAACAAACAUAACCGUCUUUACAUGGAAGCUCGUCCUCUUGAAGAAGGCCUCCCUGAGGCCAUUGACGAAGGACGCAUAGGUCCACGUGAUGAUCCAAAGGUCCGUUCAAAGAUUCUCGCUGAAGAGUUUGGAUGGGACAAGGAUCUUGCCAAGAAAAUCUGGUGCUUUGGUCCUGAGACCACAGGUCCUAACAUGGUCGUCGACAUGUGUAAGGGAGUUCAGUACCUUAAUGAAAUCAAGGAUUCAGUGGUUGCUGGUUUCCAGUGGGCCUCAAAAGAAGGUGCUUUGGCUGAAGAGAACAUGCGUGGUAUUUGCUUUGAAGUUUGUGAUGUCGUUCUUCAUGCUGAUGCUAUUCACAGAGGAGGUGGCCAGGUCAUCCCAACAGCAAGAAGGGUUAUCUAUGCUUCUCAAUUGACAGCCAAGCCCAGGCUUCUCGAGCCAGUUUACCUUGUUGAGAUUCAGGCUCCUGAGCAGGCUUUGGGAGGUAUCUACGGUGUUCUUAACCAAAAGCGUGGUCAUGUCUUUGAGGAAAUGCAGAGGCCCGGUACUCCUCUUUACAACAUCAAGGCUUAUCUCCCGGUUAUCGAGUCCUUCGGGUUCUCGGGAACGCUGAGGGCUGCUACAUCAGGACAGGCUUUCCCUCAGUGUGUGUUUGAUCACUGGGACAUGAUGAGCUCUGACCCUAUGGAUUCUACUUCUCAAGCUGGGCAGCUUGUGGCUAGCAUUCGUAAGAGGAAGGGUUUGAAGGAGCAGAUGACUCCUCUCUCCGACUACGAAGACAAGCUCUAAGGUGAGUGCUAUUGCAGUACACAUUGAUAUUCUGGUUAUGAAGCUGUUACAUCGUGAGCGAUAUUAGUGAGAAUUGAGGGGGCUUUGUGACUAGUGUUAUUACACGCGUUAGUCAGUUUUCGAGUCUUCUGAUUUGCAGAAUGUUUCUCUGCAUUUAGUUUCCUGUUGGUGUCUGUAGUCUUCAGACGUUUGUUGUCUUGUUUCGAUGUGCUGAAAACUCUUAAUUGUUAUUAUGCUUGUUAGAUGCUACUAUAUAAAUCUUGACCGUCGUGUAACUUACAAGUUUUUCUUCUUGUCUAAUUUUUGGUGGGUUCAAAGUUC